CUACGUCCAUACAAAGAUUGUAUGGCUCUGAAAGCAUCUCCAGUAUCCCGUACCCCCACAGCAUCUCCCCAAAGGGUUUUGGGGGACAAAGUUGAGCUGCGGUCACGGCCACAGACCUUCCAGAGAUCUUGGGGAACCUCCAAGCCAACUUAAUGAGGAACACCAGGGGCCGCUGCAGACACAUGCCCCAGGUUGCCCCUCUGAGCUGGGGCUACGACCUGGAGCGCGCCCACCCUUCAUCCGUCUACAGGUACGACUACGUGCUGGCAGCCGAUGUGGUCUACCAUCACGACUUCCUGGACGAGCUCUUGGUCACCAUGAAGCAUUUCUGCAAACCAGGAACAAAGCUGAUCUGGGCCAACCAGGUCCGGUUAGAAUCCGAUCUGGUGUUCACGGAGAACUUUAAGAAAGCCUUCCACACAAGUCUACUUGCUGAGGAGGGGGAGAUGAAGAUCUACAUGGCAACGAGCAGGGAAGGAGACGGAGGUGACAGGAAUAGACCGAGCAUGCCCACAGGAUGCCGGCUAAAAGCCUGAGGGUUAAGGGACUUAAUGUUGGACCAUCUGUUUGUUUUUUGCAAUUGUAAUUGGACGCCCACUGACUUGCUCCAACAUUGGGAGACAUGGAAGAAGAGCUCGGUUUUGCAAAAA
Molecule: messenger RNA, 650 nt
Organism: Fundulus heteroclitus (mummichog)
Lineage: Eukaryota; Metazoa; Chordata; Actinopteri; Cyprinodontiformes; Fundulidae
Product: protein-lysine methyltransferase METTL21C-like
Exons: 2
Coding region: 153-536 (127 amino acids)
Biological process (GO): peptidyl-lysine methylation
Cellular component (GO): cytoplasm; cytosol
Molecular function (GO): protein-lysine N-methyltransferase activity
Source: RefSeq, a predicted model, not a curated record